AUGGUGUGUGAUCGUGUUAUUUAUCAUCCAACGCUCACUAAAUUGAUCAAACUAUUGGACUCGACGGCUGGGAGAGAGAAGGUCUUGCGUUUGUUGCAGUACUUGUGCCGUUUCUUGGGCUUUCAAUAUUCUUCAUUCCUGGCUAAAAAGUUGCAGACUGAGUUCACAACCAUUCGUAAGGUUUUAAGAUUUCUCAAGCCCCUCAACCAUUUGCAGAGCGCUUCGAAAUUUUAUGAUAAUAAGAUAUCGGGAGACGACUUAGUGCGCUGGUGCAAUAUCCUGAAGAAUUUAGCGUAUGCUGGAUAUCUUACAUUGGACCAAGUGAAUUUACUUCGUAUCCUAAAGGUUGUUCCUGUAACAAAGUUAACGGGAAUCAAGAUCCCUCGCUGGACAAACUGGUUCUGGUUCGUAGGACUAGUUUGUGGAAUUGUGAUGGACCUCCGCAAUAUUCAGUUAUCUCAAGUCCGCAUAAAGUCACUGUUAUUGGAAGAAGAUAAUGAUGAAAAGAAGCUACUGUCAAAAACAUAUCAAGAUAGAGCGUCUGCCUGUAGGAGACUACUUUGGGACGCGAUCGAUACCUACAUUGUCCUCAACAAUUUGAAGUAUGUCCAUUCACAAGAUGGAUCGAUUGGUUUGGCAGGUGUGGCAACAUCAUUAUUUGGUCUUCAAAGCAUGUGGUAG
Messenger RNA from Lachancea fermentati, 681 nucleotides. Lineage: Eukaryota; Fungi; Ascomycota; Saccharomycetes; Saccharomycetales; Saccharomycetaceae. The record is from the annotation of a GenBank genome assembly.